Messenger RNA from Diospyros lotus (date-plum), 3103 nucleotides. RefSeq names its product chloride channel protein CLC-f. Gene Ontology annotation, cellular component: Golgi apparatus; chloroplast; membrane. The coding region runs from base 466 to 2709 and encodes 747 amino acids. NCBI's taxonomy places the organism in Eukaryota, Viridiplantae, Streptophyta, Magnoliopsida, Ericales, Ebenaceae. The transcript is spliced from 9 exons. Gene Ontology annotation, molecular function: voltage-gated chloride channel activity. Gene Ontology annotation, biological process: chloride transport; transmembrane transport. The record is from RefSeq and is a predicted model, not a curated record.
UUCAUUGAGAUUCUUUACAUUAGAAGCUUAAACUAUUUUAAAACUGGUUUACCUCCACUUCCAAAUCAUCCUCUGGUUGGUUUCUUUUUCUCUUGACAAAAUCGAACCCGUAAUGUGAUACAGCUUUGCAGGAUUUAUCGCCCGCAAGCAGCUAAACUGCCUUGCCAUUUCCGAUCUAUGGCUGCUCCGUAGACAUCGUCAUAGAAGUUUCAACGGAAUCCAGAAAAAAACUGCUGCGAUUUCCCAAUCCCUUGUUUGCCUCAUUGAAUCUUUCAAGUCUGGUGGGAAAAAGUAAAACUCCGGCAACUGUCCUCGGCGCGCGCUAUAGGUGUAUUCAAAUCGGUCGGAAGCGACUUGAUCCGAGUCCGAGACCUGAUCGUCUGCACGAUUAGGGCAUUGGUUUUAUAUGUAUAUUAUAUGUAUAUGCAUAUGUAUGCCAGGAUGAGUUCGUGAGGAGUUGAAGAAAUGUCGGGAGGCGAGUACAACGAUCGCGCGAUACUGUUGAGAUCGAAUUCGUCGGCUUCCGAGGGCGAUUUGGAAAGUCAAGGGCAUCCGAAGAGUAAUAAGGGGAUUAAAGAUCUGCUGAAGCGCCUGGAUCGAGGGUUUUCGGGGCGUCGGAUCAGCUUUAAGCGUUCGGAUCGUGGCGCCAGCGGUAGCGGAAGCGGAAGCGGCGGCGAUGGCGGUGGUGAUGAGAUCUCCGCCGACAGCGCUCCGCCGGAGUGGGCGUUGCUGCUUAUUGGCUGCCUCCUCGGUCUGGCUACCGGUCUCUGUGUCGCCGCCUUUUAUCGUGCGGUCCAUAUAAUACAUGAAUGGGCCUGGGCUGGUACUCCAAAUGAGGGUGCUGCUUGGCUCCGUUUGCAGAGGCUAGCUGAUACCUGGCAUCGGAUACUGUUAGUACCUGUUACUGGAGGGGUUAUUGUUGGAAUGAUGCAUGGAUUGGUUGAGAUAUUAGACCAAAUAAAACAGUCCAGUUCUUCUCAAGGACAAGGCUUUGAUUUGCUUGCUGGAGUUUUCCCCACUUUAAAAGCAAUCCAGGCUGCUGUUUCGUUAGGUACUGGUUGUUCAUUGGGCCCUGAGGGCCCUAGUGUAGAUAUUGGGAAAUCAUGUGCCAAGGGCUGCUCUCUAAUGAUGGAAAAUGACAGGGAAAGGAAAAUAGCUCUUAUUGCAGCUGGUGCAGCUGCUGGAAUAGCUUCAGGUUUCAAUGCGGCAGUGGCUGGUUGUUUCUUUGCUAUUGAAACUGUUUUAAGGCCUCUCCGUGCUGAAAACUCUCCUCCAUUUACAACUGCCAUGAUAAUAUUAGCAUCUGUUAUUUCGUCUACAGUAUCAAAUGCUAUUCUUGGGAAGGAAGAUUAUUUCACUGUCCCCACGUACGAUUUGAAAUCUGCCGCUGAACUACCUCUAUACCUGAUACUAGGUAUGCUAUGUGGGGUAGUGAGUGUAGUAUUCAAUCGCUUGGUUACUUGGUUCGACAAGGCAUUUGAGUAUAUCAAAGAAAAAUUUGGUGUUCCUGCAGUUGUUUGCCCUGCUUUGGGGGGUUUAGGAGCAGGGCUAAUAGCUCUUAGGUAUCCUGGAAUACUCUACUGGGGUUUCACUAAUGUUGAUGAAAUCCUUCGUACUGGUAAGAGUGUUUCAGCACCUGGAAUUUGGCUGCUAGCUCAAUUAGCAAUUGCUAAAGUAGUUGCAACGGCUUUGUGCAAGGGGUCUGGGCUUGUAGGUGGAGUGUAUGCACCUAGUUUGAUGAUUGGUGCUGCUGUUGGUGCUGUAUUUGGUGGUUCAGCAGCUGAACUAGUCAAUUCAGCUAUUCCAGGAAACACUGCUAUUGCCCAGCCACAAGCAUAUGCACUGGUUGGAAUGGCUGCUACAUUAGCUUCGGUUUGCUCAGUACCCUUAACAUCAGUUCUACUUAUGUUUGAGUUGACAAAAGAUUACAUGAUAUUGCUUCCUCUCCUGGGAGCUGUUGGUCUAGCAAUAUGGGUGCCUUCUGUUACAAAACCGUCCAAGGAGAUGGAAGCAUCUGACACAAGGAGCUUGACUAGAGAUUAUUCUCCUAUCUCACACUCUGAAGACAAACACAAUGGUAUUUGGAGACGAGCGGGUGAUAGGAAUGAACUGGAACUCUCUGUCCUAGGAAAUGGUGAAAAUCAUGAAGCAUUUGAUGAAGAUUCUAUUUUGGAAGAUCUGAAGGUUUCUCAGGCCAUGUCGAAGAACUACGUGGCAGUUUCACCCAGUCUAACCUUGAAAGGGGCCAUAAAGUCUAUGCAUGACAACCAACAGCAUUGUGUUCUAGUGGUUGAUGUUGAAGAUUUUCUAGAAGGAAUUUUAACAUAUGGUGACAUUAAACGAUUUCUGUCAAGUCAGUCUGGUGAGGGUUCGGAGGGUGAUCUGCCUCUUCAGGAUUUAAACACCUGCCUUGUUUCAUCUAUAUGCACUCGAGGCAUAAGCUAUCGGGGCCAAGAGCGUGGACUGUUGACUUGUUAUCCAGAUACUGAUUUGGCAAUUGCAAAGAAGCUAAUGGAGGCCAAGGGGGUAAAGCAAUUGCCUGUGGUCAAACGUGGUGGAGAUUUUCAAAGAGAAAGAAAACGCAGAAUUGUUGCCAUUCUCUAUUAUGAUUCAAUCUGGAGCUGUCUGAGAGAGGAAAUCAAUCACUGGAAAUCAGUCUAUCAUCAGAGAAAAGACGACAGCCUUGAGGCAAUCACAAAUGGCCACUAACGUGACAUGGAAGUGGCGCUCUAAACUUUUUAAAAUUUGAUUUGCUGCCACGCUGAAACCAAAAUUGAAGUCAAAGACGGUGACCAAUUUUGCGGCAGCCACAGUUAGUGGCAGAGUACAUACCGUUUUCAUAUAUUUUGAGGGUUAUAGCGACCGGUUAUCUUGACAUCUAAAAUUCCUUCUCCUAACUGCAUCAUGCCAUAUUUGUACAUGGAGUCUACCCCCAAUUCAGUAGUUAAUAGAGAUUGUUUUGGGAAAAGACCUGAAAUAUGUUAAAAGAGUGGUCAAAUUAUGUCAAUACUCCCAUAGGCAAAAAUGAUGGCGGAAUGUGCAAGAACUAUGAGUUAUUCCUCUAAUAUCUAUGGCUAUGACUGCAUUUCUUUUCUUUUAACUU